UGUUAAAAUUUUAUAUCUACAUUGAGACAGAGGGGCAGAUAGAGAUGUCUAAAAGCUGAAUGAACUGAAUUAAUUCAGUAAGAGGAGAGUAAAGGAGUGAUGUCACUAUGAGGAAGUGAGCAGGAAGUUGAUGCUGUAUUCAUCUCUGAGACUGUCUCAUUUGUGAACGUGAGAGCAAGAACAGAGACUGAGAGAGACAGAGAAGCACGAUGGCUGCAUUCACAUGGAUUCAAAUGUCUUCAUUACUGAUACUGAUGCUUCAGUUUAAAGGAACAACUGAGCAACAUCAAACUGUUCAAACUGUCACAGCUGAACGUGGACAUGAUGUUACUCUGUCUUGUAAAAAUGUGAUACAAGGUCAGUAUAACUGUAUCAGUACUACCUGGCUCUUCAGUGAUUCAAGCAGCACAGUAUCAAUCUUUGAACUUGGGCAGAAUAAAGAAGCCAAAGCUAAAUCAGACAGACUGAGUGUUUCUGCAGACUGUUCUCUGGUUAUAAAGAAGGUCACAGAUCAGGAUGUUGGUCGUUACACCUGCAGACAGUUCAAAACAGCAACAGGAUCACAAGAAGGUCCAGACUUUACGAUUCAUCUGUCUGUUAGUAACACACAAUCAACAAUUAAUCCAACAAAAGAGGAAUUAAAGACAUCAGCAGGGACACUGACAACAGCAUCAAAUAUUCCAUCUGGAGUUCAUUCUAGGUUUAUCAUCGUUGCUGUGAUUUUAGUAACACUGUUAAUCAUUGUUGUGCUGAUCAUCAGAUGGAAGAAAACUAAAGAAAAAAAAACACAAUGUGGCAACAACACGGGACUGAGCUUAAACCCUGCAGAUACUCAGUCUGGUCCAGGAUCCAGUCAGGACACGGCUGAUGCUGAUGAUGGUGUUUCCUACGUCUCCAUCAGUUUCACCAAGAAGUCCAAGAAUAAAUCCAGGUCCCGUGGUGAUCAUGAUGAUGAUGAUGGUGACACUGUGACCUACAGCACUGUGAAAGCUUCUUCCUCACCUGCUGGAAUUUCCCCUGAUCCCAACAACCUCUACUCCACCAUCAAUUAUCCAAAGAAAUAGGAUGUUUCUCAUGCUAAGU
Molecule: messenger RNA, 1083 nt
Organism: Oreochromis aureus
Lineage: Eukaryota; Metazoa; Chordata; Actinopteri; Cichliformes; Cichlidae
Exons: 8
Coding region: 210-1064 (284 amino acids)
Biological process (GO): interleukin-15-mediated signaling pathway; T cell activation; positive regulation of ERK1 and ERK2 cascade
Cellular component (GO): external side of plasma membrane; membrane raft
Molecular function (GO): protein tyrosine kinase binding; MHC class II protein binding
Source: RefSeq, a predicted model, not a curated record